CGCCGCAUUUGAUUCAUUUGAUGCGCCUGGUUCUGGCGCUCUUUUCGUCUCCAGUAUAAGGCUGCUUUUCUCUCUACAGGGUCUUCUUCUUUUAAUCUAGGGCUUCUCUCUCUCUCUCGAGAGGAAUUUUAUUUUCCUUAUGAUGCAGAAGCUUAAUUCUUCUGGUUUGAGGUCUCUGGAUCAGUUCACAUCACUACCUGGAACUUCGAGAUUCUUCAAUAACCCUUCACGAUCUUCUCACGAAGUUGCAUCAGUAGGAAGUUUUGCAAAUCUUAAGCUUACUGCAGAGAAGCUGGUUCACGAUCAAGCCUGCGCCAAAACAGACCUUGAAUUUGCAAACUCAAAGCUGAAAAAGUUUGCAGAGCAGAUUCAUGCUUUGGAGGCAAAAUUACAAGACGCAAGCAAUGAAAAUGCAAAACUUAAAGUCAAACAGAAAGAAGACUCAAAGCUUUGGAAUGGAUUGGAUUCAAAACUCUCUUCAACUAAGACACUAUGUGAUCAACUCACUGAAACUCUGCAGCACUUGGCUGGUCUUGUUCGAGGAGCUGAGGAAGAUAAAAAAUUCUUUGAGGAUAAGCUGUUAGAGAACUCAAAAGCUUUUGAUGGUUUGCAUUUCCAAUUGAAGGACUUUUCUUUGAAAUUGGAUUCUGCUGAGGAAAGAAUCAGACAUGGGAAACAUGAGUUGGACACGCUCAAAAGAGAGAAGGAAGAAAUGGAAAGAUCUUACAUUGAUGAGCUUCAAUCGAAAGGCAUGCUUGUAAUCGAUAAAGAUGCUGCCAUCAAACAGUUAGAAGCAACUGUUACUGAAGAUAAAAUAAGCUUGCAGAGUCUUGGCUGUCAGCUUCAGGACACACAGAAAGAGUUAAGCAUGAAAGAUGAUGCAUGUAAUAGCCUCAAAGCCACCAACGGUACCUUAGAGGAAGAUAAGAUCAAUCUGCAGUUUAAAUUCCAAGAUUGUGAGAGAAGGUUACUGGAAUCCAGCAUUGAGUUGAAGAAUUUCAAAAACGAAGCAAACAGUUUGGCCAAGAAGAUAGCUGAGCUUGACAAAGUCAGCAGAACAACUUCAGAUUAUGUCAUUCAACUGUCCUCUUCUUGGGAUACUUGUUACAGUAUGGUUCAACAGGAGAAGUCCCUUACUGCAAAGUGUGCCCAACUCAAAUUUGACAAACUCCAUGCCCAGUUUGUGGAUGUAACAUUGGCGAAUGGAGUAUUGCGUUCAGAAGUGGAAGGCUUGAAAAAUCAAAUCACAGAGCUCCAAAAAUCCAAAAGGGCCCUGGUUCUGCAGCAUGAUGAGGCAAACAAGUUGGCAGAGGAAAAAAUGCAAAGAUCUCAGCUUGUUAUUGAGAGUCUUACAUCAGAGAAGAUUGGGUUGGAGGUGUCUAUUACUAACUUAGAGGCUAAAGGUGCAAGUUUAGCUGAAACUUUGGGUGAAAUUGAUAAGCAAAAGCAAGAUUUGGUGCUUAAAAUGUCGCAAUUGGAGUCACAGAAUCUAGAUAUAAAAGAAAAGGCGGAGUCUAUGUUACAUGAGAAGAUGGAGGAAAUUGAAACUCUUCAGAAGGAAAUUACUGAGAGUGGUACUCAGGUUAAGUCACUGGAGGAUCAAAUACGCAAUCUCCUUCAAGCUUUGGAUGAGAAAGACCAGCUUCAUCUGCAGUUUCUAGAACGAGAGAAGCAUUUGGAAGAUCAGAGAUUGGAGAUGCAGGCGUCACUUGCUGCUGCAGAAUGCUCCCUCACAGAUGCUAAAAAACAAUAUGAUUUGAUGCUAGAGGGUAGACAGCUGGAGCUAAUUAAACAUUUGAAGGAAAUAUCUCAAAGAAAUGACCAGGAAAUCAAUGACAUCCGAAGGAAAUAUGAGAUGGAGAAACAGGAGAUCCUUAACAUGGAGAAAGAGAAGGCAGCUAAACUUCUUGAAGAAAUGGAAAGAACUUGUGAAAAAAGAAUUGCAGAAAAUAAAGAGGAAGUACAGCACAAUCUACAGACUUUUCAAGAGGAACACAACUCAUUGAUUAAACAAAUUCAGCAAGAGUACAAUAACAAAGAACUGGCUCUUAAAGCUCAGAAAAGUGACGAAAUAAAGAGAUUGCAGAUUCACUCUGAAAAUGAAUUGAGAGAGAAAACCAUGUUGCUGAGGAAAGAAAACGAAUCUCAGAUAAAAGCUUUGAGACAUCAGCACAUGGAUGAACUUAAAACACUCCAAGAGGAACUUGAGCUUCAGAAGUCAAAGGAAGAAAAGCAGAGGGCUUUGUUACAAUUGCAGUGGAAGGUAAUGGAUGACAAUCAACAACACGAGGGUCUUGAAGUGAACUCAAAGAAGGAAUACUCUGUUUCGUCAAUCAAGAAGAAAGAUAGUGGUGGUUCAAAAGGACACCAUCUUGAUACGACGAGACAUAACAAUGAAGGGGAGGUUGUGAACUUUAUGGGAUCAAUGCGCACACCUGUCCUGAGUUUAUCGCAGAAAGUAGAGAAAGGCAAGGGUGAGAAUAUAAGGAAUAUUCCUAAGCAUAGGAAGGUGACACGGCAUGAAUAUGAAGUUGAAACCACUAAUGGGAGAACAAUCACAAAGCGCAAAAAAACCAAGAGCACUGUCAUGUUUGCGGAUCCAUCAACGCAUAAAAAGAUGAAAAUGAGGACUCCUAAUACUGAGAAGCAUUCAAUGACACUACGAAAGGGAAUCAAAGAUGAUCAUCCAAUUUCCUCACCUAUUGGUGACUUGUUCAAGGAGGGAUCUCUGGAUCCUUAUGCCGAUGACCCCUAUGCAUUUGACUAAGUGCAGCUUUUUUUGUUUUCGGCAUGACAAUAAUCCCCUCAGAAAGCAUGGUAUGAUGCUCGAAAGCUUUUCUUUGUGAAGAAACGGCGCUGUUGUAUGAAUACCACGGAAUGACUUUGACAUCUGUUGUUGGUCUCAUGCUUCAGAUUGGAAGUGGAAAUGGAGGCGGUUGGCAUUUUGUGAAGACUAAGAAGAUGGUAUUCAAUAUUAUAAUUGAAGAUUUCAGGAUCAUACGAGAAGGUAUUAUUGGAAAAUGAAAUCAAACAAUGAGUAUUGAAAUGACCGCAAAGGGGAGGGAGCUGGGGUUUUUAAAUGAAUUUGGCACUUUCUGCCUGCAUUUGAUGGGGGUCUUCAUGUAAGAGUAUGUUUCUGGUCACACGUCAAUCAUAUUCAAUACUUCAUUGAACCUGUGUAAUUCUCCAUCUUAUGAAAACUAACUAAUAUGUGCUCCGUGUGAUGAAGCGUG
Messenger RNA from Amborella trichopoda, 3233 nucleotides. RefSeq names its product synaptonemal complex protein ZEP1. The record is from RefSeq and is a predicted model, not a curated record. Gene Ontology annotation, biological process: reciprocal meiotic recombination. NCBI's taxonomy places the organism in Eukaryota, Viridiplantae, Streptophyta, Magnoliopsida, Amborellales, Amborellaceae.